AUGCGGGCGUUCUCCUUCCCGGCCAGCCCGGAGCGGAGCCGGCUGCGCGGAUGGCUGGAAGGCACCGUGGCCGGCCUGUGCGAGCUCCAUCUGCUGCGGGAGCGCCAGGAGCGCCGAGUCCGGCAGGCGCUCAGCCUCGCCUCCCACCGCUCCCCGGCCAAGCAGCAGCAGCAGGGCGAUGCCGGAGCAGGAGGAGAGGGCGGCGGUGGAGGCGAGGAGCCGGCGCCGGAGGACCAGCUGGAUGCGCUGCCUGGUUUGAUGUGGGAACUGGAACAGCAGCUGGGGCUACUGCGACUUUACCCUGAGAAGACGGGCAGGGAGGCAACAGAGACGGACAGCUGGCCAAGCUCAGGUUUCUGCGAGGGCCCGCAGUCGGCUGUCGCCUCUGAUUCUCCGGCAUCCGGGUUUGGCGAUUCCUCUUCCAGUUUUCCUUCUGCUUCGGGGUCCUACUCCAGGAUUGGUUAUGCCAGUGAGCGCCCCAAAUCCGUGGGUGAGUCAGUGAGGGGCAUACUUGAUUUGAGGGGGAGGGUGUAUCUUAUUUCCUGA
This is a messenger RNA of Heteronotia binoei (common prickly gecko), 546 nucleotides long. RefSeq names its product dapper homolog 3-like. The record is from RefSeq and is a predicted model, not a curated record. NCBI's taxonomy places the organism in Eukaryota, Metazoa, Chordata, Lepidosauria, Squamata, Gekkonidae. Gene Ontology annotation, cellular component: cytoplasm. The transcript is spliced from 3 exons. Gene Ontology annotation, biological process: negative regulation of canonical Wnt signaling pathway. Bases 1 to 546 code for a protein of 181 amino acids.